AUGGCGUCCGCCUCGAGCUCGCAGCAAGCGUCGUUGGUCCAAUUCGGCCAGAAGCACGUCACCCAUGGUCUCGGGCGCGUUGUUGAGGGGGUGAUAACCAAGGGAGAGGGGUCGUACGUGUACUUCAUGGACGGCCGGAAGAUGCUCGACUUCACCACUGGCAUCGGUGUCACUGGGCUUGGGCACUGCCAUCCGAAAGUCAGCGCGGCUGCGGCCGCGCAAUGCGUCGAUGGGAUCGUGCAUGUCCAGUGCAGCAUCGCGUUUCACGAGCCGUAUCUGCAGCUCAUCGAACGCCUUAUCCCCAUGAUGCCCGACCCGUCGUUGGACUCGUUCUUCUUCUGGAACUCGGGCUCGGAGGCCGUCGAGGCGGCGAUUAAACUCGCGCGGACGGCGACCAAGAGGCAGAACAUCAUCAGCAUGCAAGGCGCGUACCACGGGCGCACCUUCGGUGCGAUGGCCGUCACGAAGAGCAAGACGAUCUACAGCCAGGGCUUCCACCCGCUCAUGCCCGGAGUGUUCACAUGCCCCUACCCGUACUGGCACCAGCUCGGCGUUCCCGCCGACACCCCCACCGAGAAGCUCACAGAGACGUGCCUGAACCAGCUCAACCUCCUCUUCGCCCAGGCCUCCGCGCCCGCGGACACCGCCGCGAUCAUCAUCGAGCCGCUCCUCGGCGAGGGCGGGUACGUGCCCGCGCCGGCCGGGUUCCUGCAGGGCCUCCGCGCGGUGUGCGACGCGCACGGGAUCCUGCUCAUCGUCGACGAGGUCCAGUCCGGGUUCGGGCGCACGGGCACGAACUACUUCAUCGAGCAGGCGGGCGUGCGCCCGGACAUCCUGCUGAGCGCCAAGGGCCUCGCGAACGGCUUCCCGCUCAGCGCGGUCGUCAGCCGGAAGGAGCUCACGGACGUGCUCAGCCCGGGCUCGAUGGGGGGCACGUACGCUGGCAACGCGGUCGCGUGCGCGGCGGCGGUCGCGGUGGUGGACGCGAUGAAGGAGGAGAAGGUGCUCGAGAACGUCGCGGAGCGGUCGGCGGAGCUGUUCGCGGCGCUGAACGCGGUGCGUGCGGACGCGGCGCUCGGACGGACGGUGCUCGACGUGCGCGGGGCGGGGCUCAUGGUCGCGGUCGAGUUCGCGUCGCCGACGGGGACGGGCGCGCACGACGCGAUGCGCGUCGCGAGCGCGCCGGCGAAGAUGGCGAGCCGGGUGGCGAAGAAGUGCGUGGAGAAGGGGAUGCUGCUGCUGACGACGAGCGUGUACGAGGUCGUGCGGUUCAUCCCGCCGCUCAACGUCUCGCAGGAGGACAUGGCGAAGGGCUGCGCGAUCUUCCGCGAGGCGGUCGAGGAGGUCGUGCGCGAGGGGUGA
Epithele typhae is the source of this 1362-nucleotide messenger RNA. RefSeq names its product acetylornithine aminotransferase. Gene Ontology annotation, molecular function: transaminase activity; identical protein binding; pyridoxal phosphate binding. The record is from RefSeq and is a predicted model, not a curated record. Bases 1 to 1362 code for a protein of 453 amino acids. Lineage: Eukaryota; Fungi; Basidiomycota; Agaricomycetes; Polyporales; Epitheliaceae. The transcript is spliced from 5 exons.